CUUUGGUCAACCUUGGUGAAGGGAAAGAGAUCAACCCCAAUGGAGACAUGGGUCUUUGUCACUGCAUUGGUACCAAACACUGUGAUCCUGAAGAAAGAGGAAACUGCUUUCGGGUUUUCAAUGUGAAUGACGAUGGCAGAAGUGUGUGUCCAGGAAUAAUGGAGCUUACAGAGACAUCACUCGUUUUUCAUAUUAAAAGAGGAGGGUUUGUGAAAUGGCCAUACAUAAGCCUAACAAAGUAUGGCUAUGACUCAGAUCUGUUUUCAUUUGUCUGUGGCAGGAGAUGUCAGACCGGAGAAGGGAUAUUUGGGUUUAAAUGUAACCGCGCGGAAGAGCUGUUUAAUUUAUUACAAAGGUGCAUGCAGAACAAUCGAAUAAGUGUCAUAUCUGAUACAGAUGCUGACACCCCAGCAGAUUCUGAGCAACGUUUACUUUAUCGGUAUGAAGCUUAUCCCUCUUUCCCAGCAGCCUCAUCUGUCAUACCAUCUACUCAUAGGCUUGAGCCUAUUGGCAGUGAUUCUAUCCCUGACCCAGCCUCUACAAGAUCUUCAGAAAGCUGCACAUCUGCUGAUUGCAAGGAGUUGAAUAGACGACCCAGAUCCCAUAUACCUCUUGAGCACAAGGUUUCCGAUGGUGGCAUGAGCCAAAUGUCUAUGCUGAGUUAUCUUUAUGUUCACGAACGUCAUGGAAUUAGACUUGACCAAGCCUGUAUACUGAGGAACAUGAUAGAGGGUGAAGAGAUGGAAACAUUUGGUAGCUUACAUUCUGAGGAUUUAAAUGGUGUCAUAUGGGACACUGGUUAUGACAGUGAUGACCGUCGAGAAACAUCAUGUGUGAGAAGAAUGGGAUAUGAAAAUGUUUCAGCUAUUCCAGUAGGGUGUAUUAGAUCACGAAGCAUGUUGGUUUCAGUCAGUAGCUCAGACUCCCAGAGCACUAGUAUUAUCCCAACACGUAUUACAAGAGGCUGUGUUACUAGUCAACCAUCUUCUCCAUCUAUUUUUAAGGAACAGUAUAGCUUAGAGCAAAAUAUAUGCACCUUGAAUGAAUGCAGCUUUCCCUUACAAGCACCAAGACAAUCGUCUUCAGCAAGAGACCCCAUGACAUGUCAAGACUGCGCACCUGUUUAUUUUAAUUUUGAUCUCGGGCAGACCUCUCUGGAGUCAAAGACUCUAAAUUACAUCCAGGUAGAGAUGGAAAGUGGCUGUGAUUCUGACAACCCUCAAACGCCUCAAAGUCCUGAUGGUUCUGUGCAGUGGAGCACUUGUCAACAAUCUGAGUUUUACACAGAACUGGACUUGGAAAAAACCACAGCUUUGUCACUUAUACAUAGAAACUGGCCUAAGGAAGAUGGUACUAGGAAAACAAGACAUAAUAGCAGACAGUUCCCACUUUAACCUUCUGGUGCACCUUUUGACCAGCAAAUCUUUAAAGUAAAGCUUCAUUUAUUGCCAUGGAGUACAUUGUUUUGUAUAUAAACUUUCAGUUUGCUUCUUGACUAGUCAGAUUGGUGCGAAAAGAGUUGUAAAUAUGAGGCUGAGAAGUAGUGAAUUGUGUCCUGAAGCUCCUAAUCACACUCCUAGACGCCUAGUAUUUAAACCAUAUUUUGCAGUAAAUUUCCUGACCAUCUGACUAUUCAUGAAAAGGACAGAUAGUUAAUCAAAUAGUAUAACCCCUAUAUCUGGGAAUGACAAGGCAUACCAAGAAUGUAAAAACACUGGUGGAGCAUCAGAGCACCCAUUGCUACAAAAUUACUUAAAGGGGUAUUCCGGUGAA
Messenger RNA from Hyla sarda, 1773 nucleotides. RefSeq names its product fibroblast growth factor receptor substrate 2-like. Gene Ontology annotation, cellular component: cytoplasm; cell-cell junction. Bases 48 to 1394 code for a protein of 448 amino acids. The transcript is spliced from 6 exons. Gene Ontology annotation, biological process: cell surface receptor protein tyrosine kinase signaling pathway. Lineage: Eukaryota; Metazoa; Chordata; Amphibia; Anura; Hylidae. The record is from RefSeq and is a predicted model, not a curated record.